This is a messenger RNA of Rhizoctonia solani, 1908 nucleotides long. RefSeq names its product peptidase C14. Gene Ontology annotation, molecular function: protein binding. The coding region runs from base 1 to 1908 and encodes 635 amino acids. Gene Ontology annotation, cellular component: COPI vesicle coat. The transcript has a single exon. The record is from RefSeq and is a predicted model, not a curated record. Lineage: Eukaryota; Fungi; Basidiomycota; Agaricomycetes; Cantharellales; Ceratobasidiaceae. Gene Ontology annotation, biological process: intra-Golgi vesicle-mediated transport; intracellular protein transport; retrograde vesicle-mediated transport, Golgi to endoplasmic reticulum.
AUGGUUAAGCCUGAAGGAACUGCGCUAACAAGACGGCAACCUGCGCUACUUGCUACUUGGUCUUUUAGGAGUCAGGUCACAUCCGCGAAGUUCUCUCCCGAUGGAUCGCGGAUUGUAGUGGCCACAGGCAAAGAGCUACUCAUCAUUGAUGGAUAUACGGGGCGACGGUUGGUGGGCCCAUUAAAGGGGCACACCAAUACAAUUUCGUCUGUUGAAUUUUCCCCGGAUGGACUUCAAAUCGCUUCCUCCUCUUGGGACGGGACGAUACGAAUUUGGAACGCCCAAACUGGCAAAAUGCCAUUCGAGCCUCUUACAGGCCACGUACACUCUGUCGAGUCGGUUCAAUUUUCCCCGGACGGCGCGCAACUGGUCUCUGGGUCAUGGGAUACAACACUGAGAGUAUGGGAUACUACCAGGGGCGUUACUAUUAUGGGUCCAUUGCAAGGCCAUACCGCGUUUGUCACCUCGGUCGCAUUCUCACCCGGCGGUGAUCUGAUUGCUUCUGGAUCUUACGAUAAAACUAUCCGAAUAUGGGAGGUUGAAGGUGGGGCUAUGAAACAUGGGCCAUUGAAAGGGCACCUAGCAGGGAUUACCUCGAUCGUAUUCUCUCCCGAUGGUACAUGGCUUGCGUCUGGAUCAAGGGAUGGAGCUAUUCGAGUAUGGGAUGUAAAAAACUGGCUCGAGUGUGGGAUGUCAGUUGAGGGUGCUACAGGUCCGAUCACAGCAAUUCAGUUUUCUCCCGAUGCUCAACAAAUCAUAUCGGCUUCUGAAGACAAGUUGGUACGCAUAUAUAUACUGGAAAACUCAAACUGGAGAGAAAGAAUAACACUCGCGGGCCACACUGGUCAUGUUACGUCGGUUAUGUUCUCGCAAGACGGGCGUCGAAUUGUAUCCGGCUCAUUCGACAGUAGCGCUCGGGUAUGGGAUGCAAAUAUCAAACAUACUUCACCUUGGUUCCUUCCACCCGAUGGACAUCGCAACGAAGUAAACUUGGUUCAAUAUCUACUCGAUGAUAGCACCAUCGUCUCCAGGUCGAUUGACAGGGUUGCCCGAUCUUGGAGUUCUCCAGCUUACGAAGCUUUAAAGCCCCAUGGUUGGCACAUAAAUUUUGAUAAAGAGCAAACGUGCAUGGCCUUCUCUAAUGAAGGGGUUGUUUUGUCAGGCUCUGCCGCGGGGGCUAUUGAGAUAAUCUCAAAUAAUCCAACCUAUUUCCGUGUCAAGAACGUUGACCGCGCCGGCGUAACUGCGCUUGCUUGGUCUUCAAACGGUGAUUACAUUGCUUCAGGAUCAAGCGGAAUAGUCCAACUCUGGAACAGCCGAACCGGGCAAGAAAUAUUCGAUCAACAUACAAGAUCUUCAAAUCGUGUAACUGCGCUUGUGUUUUCUCCCAGAGACACGCAUAUAGCUGCCAGCUCCGGGAUGAUUGUAACAAUUUGGGAUAUUAAAGAUAUGAAAGCUAAUCAGAGUGUUCUCGAAGGACACACUCAACCAACUACCUCGAUUUCCUUCUCUCCCAACAACAAACUAAUAGCGUCAGGCUCGGAGGAUACAACUGUCCGUGUCUGGGAAUUUCAGACCGGAAAAUUUGUUUUCAGCCCACUCAAAGGGCAUAAAGCUACAGUUACUUCAUUGGAUUUCUCACCAGAUGGUGCUCGGAUAGCUUCCGCCUCGAGGGACAUGCACAUUUGUCUGUGGGACUUACGCAGUGAAGCCCUUUUAUUCAAGAUCCUCGAAGGGCAUACCGGAGCGGUUCUCUCUAUAGCAUUUUCUCACAGUGGUACGCAUAUUGUCUCCGGCUCAUCUGAUACUGCAAUUCGCAUCUGGGACGUACGAGAUGAUCCUUUGGCUCCCAAAUCAGGUACUAUUGAAUCUCUCCAACCUCUUCUGUGGGAGAAACUGAUGAAUUAG